Molecule: messenger RNA, 1642 nt
Organism: Xyrauchen texanus (razorback sucker)
Lineage: Eukaryota; Metazoa; Chordata; Actinopteri; Cypriniformes; Catostomidae
Exons: 7
Coding region: 108-1028 (306 amino acids)
Cellular component (GO): plasma membrane
Source: RefSeq, a predicted model, not a curated record
UUGAAGCGCCGCCUUCUUCCGCGCUCAUAAAUUGUGUUUACAAUCUUUCGUUUUGGCAGAAGUUAUUUUUCAAGCACAGAAGUCAAUAGAGUCACGCACUCUUCAAAAUGAGAGCCUUCAUUUUCCUCGCAGUGCUGGCGCUUACCUAUCUACAAAGCUCCACUGGUUCUUUGGUCAUAAAAGGUCCAUCUGAGCUGAUUCGGGAAGGACAGGAUGUGACGCUAGAGUGUGUGGACUCAGAAUCAGAGUGGAAUAUGAGCUCAGUGCAUUUUGAGAGGUUCUCUAAGUACAUGAAGAAGUGGUUCCGACUCGAGUCAGAUCAGGCAAAUUUCUACCGCCACUGUUACCUGUAUGACGUGGACGUGAGAAGAGAGGAGGGCAGACUGCUGCUUUUCAUCUCCAGCAUCCAGUCCAUGUCUGCUGGUCCAUACCGCUGUAUCUCUGAGAAUGCUUCUGAACCAGACAACUCCUCUCAGCCCCUCACCAUCCCCAUUCACUAUAUGCGAGAGGUGUCCGUGCACAGGGCUGGUUUAGGCUACUUAACGCGUUAUUUUAACUCGGUGCAGGACUUGAGAGUAAGAUUAGGGGAUGACGUGGAGCUGGAAUGUUCCACCUCCGCUUCCGAGACACCUGAAUACUUCUGGGCCAAAGAGGGAGAAGACUGGCUUUUGGCCUCUAAUAAGCUGAAGUUGGAGCAGGUGCGGGCUAUAGAUGGAGGGAGAUACACCUGUACAGCUCAGUCCCCCACUAUGCAAUCCCUCAUGAAGAAACGCACAAUCAGCGUCACUGUUCUGCCAGAAGAUGCAGCAUGGUAUGAGUCAACCACUGGUCGCAUUGCUCUCAUGGCAUCUGCUGCUGGAUUGGUCAUUCUUAUGAUUAUACUAUCCAUGACCACCUACCUCUGCCGCCGAGCCAAACAGAGGAAGAGCAAGGGACCCAUAGAUGACCGCUCCCAGAAGAAGCCCAUCUACAGAAACAGCGUGGAGUCCCUGCCCUCCACUGCCACUGACAAGCAGCCACUGGUGUAAAGAGAAUGAUGGAGGACUGGAGAGAAGAGAGAAUGGAAGAUGAGAGAAAAUAUUAGGGAAUAUAGAGAUUAUACAACUGGAUGAGAGUUUGUUUUCACAGAUUUUGCCUUUCCAUAUAUAUAUAUCUUUAUAAUUAGAAGACGGUCUAUGUAGUGAAAAGUAUACAAAUAUGGCACAGAUGACGUUUUACCACAGUGAGUUCUUUCUAGUGUGUUUUCCAUAAGAGUUCUUUAACCAAAGGUGUGUAAUUUUCUCUGAUUCAACAACCCAGCAAAAUUGAGAAAUGCUGAAAAUAUGUUUUUGUGACGUGACUGAGUGAUAAAUUUUUUUUUCACCAGCUUUGAGUUGAAAACCAGGCAUGUUUCUUUACUUGCAAACCUAUGAAUGUUUCUUUUUAGGAAAACCACUGUCAGCAAAGUAUCAGAUCAUUUAUUCAAAUUUUGGAGGGGUUUCCCUUUACAUAAAUGUAUAAUGUCAGUUUUCACUUGAAACGAGCAUUGAUCUGCUCCAAACUAAUACUGAAUCAAUUACUCUUAAGCACUUUGAAACUCUUGCACUUUUUGCACUUCCCUUGCCUUUGAAUUUAAACCUAUUAAACUGAUUUUACAACAUAA